Molecule: messenger RNA, 1608 nt
Organism: Trichosurus vulpecula (common brushtail)
Lineage: Eukaryota; Metazoa; Chordata; Mammalia; Diprotodontia; Phalangeridae
Gene: TYRP1
Product: tyrosinase related protein 1
Exons: 7
Coding region: 1-1608 (535 amino acids)
Biological process (GO): melanocyte differentiation; melanosome organization
Cellular component (GO): melanosome
Molecular function (GO): oxidoreductase activity
Source: RefSeq, a predicted model, not a curated record
AUGGCAAUGAGUGGACUUCUCUUUUGGCUGCUCUGGCCACUGCUGCUCCUUCACCAGGGUUAUGCACAGUUCCCAAGGGAAUGUGCUACCCUGGAUGCAUUGAGAAGUGGUGAAUGUUGUCCGGACCUGAAUCCAGGAGCAGAGCCAGGGACAGACAGCUGUGGCUCAUCAACUGGGCAUGGCAGGUGUGAUGCAGUUACUGCUGAUUCCCGACCUCAUGGGCCCCAGUACCCACACGAUGGCAGAGAUGAUCGUGAAGCCUGGCCCACUAGGUUCUUCAACAGGACCUGCCACUGCAAUGGUAACUUCUCAGGAUACAACUGUGGGAUGUGCAAACCUGGAUGGAGAGGAUCAGCAUGUGACCAAAGGGUCCUUACAGUUAGGAAAAACCUUCUAGACCUGAGUAAAGAAGAAAGAGAUCGUUUUAUCCGUGCCCUCGACCUGGCAAAGCGUACUAUUCAUCCCUAUUUGGUCAUAGCCACCAGGAGAUCAGAAGAACUACUGGGGACAGAUGGCAAUACCCCACAGUUUGAGAAUAUUUCCAUUUAUAACUAUUUUGUGUGGUCUCACUACUACUCAGUCAAAAAGACUUUCCUUGGGGAAGGGCAGGAGAGCUUUGGGGCUGUGGAUUUUUCUCAUGAAGGCCCAGCAUUUCUCACCUGGCAUAGGUACCACCUACUGCAGUUGGAGAAAGACAUGCAGGAGAUGCUGCAAGACCCCACUUUUGCCCUUCCAUACUGGAAUUUUGCUACUGGAGGAAACACCUGUGAUAUCUGCACAGAUGACUUGAUGGGCUCAAGAAGCAACUUAGAUUUUUCUCUGAUAAGUCCGAAUUCUGUCUUUUCACAAUGGCGAGUUUUGUGUGAAUCUGUGCAAGAUUAUGAUACUCUGGGAACUGUUUGUAACAGCACAGAAGGAGGACCUAUUCGAAGAAACCCUGCUGGAAACGUAGCAAGGCCCAUGGUGCAACGUCUCCCUGCACCACAGGAUGUCGCUCAGUGCCUGGAAGUUGGUGUAUUCGAUACUCCUCCUUUUUAUUCCAAUUCAACAAACAGUUUCCGAAACACAGUGGAAGGUUACAGCGAUCCUACAGGGAGAUAUGACCCUGCAGUUCGAAGCCUUCAUAAUUUGGCUCAUCUGUUUCUGAAUGGAACAGGAGGACAGACCCAUUUGUCUCCCAAUGAUCCUAUUUUUGUCCUUCUACACACUUUCACUGAUGCAGUUUUUGAUGAAUGGCUGAGGAGAUAUAAUCCUGAUAUAUCAAUAUUUCCACUGGAAAAUGCCCCUAUUGGACACAACAGGCAAUAUAAUAUGGUGCCAUUCUGGCCUCCAGUAACCAAUACUGAAAUGUUUGUUACUGCUCCAGACAACCUGGGAUAUGCUUAUGAAGUUCAAUGGCCAAGUCGAGCUUUCAGUGUUACUGAGAUCAUUGCUGUCACAGUAGUGGCUGCCCUAAUACUGGUAGCAAUUGUCUUCGUUGUCACCACUUGUUUUAUCCGCGCCAGAAGAAACAAAGAUGAAACCAAUCAACCUCUCCUCAGUGAUCAGUAUCAACGUUAUGCAGAAGAAUAUGAAAAAUUGUCAAAUCCUAAUCAGUCCAUGGUAUGA